UGGAAGAUCAAGAAAUAAAAUCAAAUAACUUUUAAUUAUUUUUAAUUACAUUGUAACUUAACUUACAAGUUUACAUUAAUUUAAAAAAGUGCUAUUUAAACAAAAAAUGUAAAGCUAUACUACUUUUAUUCUACUGUAUUUUGUAUAUUAUAUUUGUUAUUUAUUACCCAUUUACAAUUUUCUCUUUCCUAUAAAUAUAGAUUUGUAGGAUGAAUAAUAUGAUUUCGAUAUAAUGUGAAUGAGUAUAUGUGAAUAUAUAUAUAAAAGAAAAGAAUGAAAAUAAAGGGAGAUUAAAGCACUAAAGAAGUAACAGCAGCGUUUAGUUAGAGGAUGAUUUGAGUUUCAUUUAAAAUUUAAAUAUCUAGAGUUUAUCACAGAAGUAUAGCAUAGCUGUAUCAACAUUACACAAAACUCGAUUAUAUAUAAUUCUCUGUUAAGUAUUUUAUUAUUUUGUUUCGUAUUUCUCUUACUUUUCUGAAAAGCAUAACUGCAUUUAAAGAGAAAAUUAUGCCGCAUGUGAACUGUAUUAUAGGAUUGCGUAUUUUGAUACUGUCAAUUUGCAUGUCAGAUCAUGAAAAAAUUAUUUUAUGAGGGAUAUAUUGCGAGGGAUACAUGGAUGAAUAAUGGAGUUAGCAACUUUACAGCAUGAUGCGGUAUUCUAGCUAUAUCUAAGAGAUUAGAUCGUAGUAAGGCUAUAGACUAUUGAUGUUUGUCAGUCAUUCUAAAGAUUUUGUUGCGUGCAGUACUUAUCAGUUUUGACUGUUAUGACAUCAGAAGACGUAAUCUAUUAAAAUGCACAUUCUUAAAUCAAAUUUUAAUCUUUUAACGAUAUUUGGGUGCUGGCGACCGGAUUCUUGGUCAUCGUUACAUAAACGUUUAGUCUAUUACACAUAUACGAGCAUAAUAUUUUUAUUAGUACACACCUUUAUGUUAUCACAAUUGGUAGAUGUAAUCCUGACUUUGAGUAACGCUGAAGACAUUUCCGAUAAUUUUUUUACUCUAAUCGCUUUGUGCUCUGCUUGCUGUAAAUUAUUUGUUUUGUUAAUAAAUCGCAAAAGCAUUAUUAUGCUAGUCGAUAUACUGAUGGAUAAACCCUGCAGACCAUCGGAAUCGACUGAAAUGAAAAUUUUGUAUAAAUUUGAUAAAAGCAUACAAAUUAAUACAUGGCGUUUUGUACAUCUGGCAAUGGUAACAGUGUCAAUUGUGAUAUUAUCUUCUUUAUUUAUAAACUUCAGAAAUAGUAAAUUAAUGUAUAAAGCCUGGUUACCAUUUGAUUAUUCGUCAGCUAUACUUUUUUAUGUAACGUAUAUUCAUCAAAUGAUGGGCAUGAUUGCUGCGAUAUUUUUAAGUAUUGGUUGUGAUACACUCAUUUGCGGAUUAUUAGUCCACAUUUGCUGCCAAAUUGAGAUUUUGACGUAUCGUCUAAGAAAAAUUAUGUCUUAUUCAAAUAUGCUUCGCGAUUGCGUUUAUCAACAUUACCAUAUUUUCAGAUUUGCUGUAAUUGUAAAUGCAAAGUUUAGUUUGACUAUUACUUUACAAUUUGUAAUGAGUACGGUGAUAUUAUGCUUUAGCCUUUAUCAUUUAAGUAGAACAACAUCCAAAGCUAAAUAUCUUGAAACAACUUUAUAUAUAUGUUGCUUUUUAACACAACUUUUUAUAUAUUGUUGGUAUGGGAACGAAGUAAAAGUAAAGAGUUAUGAAAUGAUUGAUAAAAUUUUCGAAAUGAAAUGGCUGACAUUAGACGAAAAUAGUAAGAAAUCUCUAAUAAUGAUAAUGAGACAAGCACUUGUGCCUAUUCAAAUUAAGUGUGCUUACACUGUUCCUAUGAAUCUCAAUUCCUUCAUGAAUAUACUUAAGAUGUCGUACUCUACUUACAACCUACUUCAACAUAUUGAUAAAUAAUUGUGAAAGAGGCCAAUAAAGUUGCUAUUGGAAUUUGUUACUCGUAUUACAAAAUUAAUUUAAGAAAAUGAAAAAAAAAGGAUAGUGACAAUUAGUCUUCAGAAUUAACAUUUAUAUUACAUAUUAUUAUUUAAAAUAAACGCAUUUUUAAAAUA
Molecule: messenger RNA, 2057 nt
Organism: Solenopsis invicta (red fire ant)
Lineage: Eukaryota; Metazoa; Arthropoda; Insecta; Hymenoptera; Formicidae
Product: odorant receptor Or1
Exons: 6
Coding region: 793-1902 (369 amino acids)
Biological process (GO): sensory perception of smell; detection of chemical stimulus involved in sensory perception of smell
Cellular component (GO): plasma membrane
Molecular function (GO): olfactory receptor activity; odorant binding
Source: RefSeq, a predicted model, not a curated record